Molecule: messenger RNA, 1028 nt
Organism: Suillus paluster
Lineage: Eukaryota; Fungi; Basidiomycota; Agaricomycetes; Boletales; Suillaceae
Product: Yip1-domain-containing protein
Exons: 3
Coding region: 1-873 (290 amino acids)
Biological process (GO): vesicle fusion with Golgi apparatus; endoplasmic reticulum to Golgi vesicle-mediated transport
Cellular component (GO): membrane; trans-Golgi network
Source: RefSeq, a predicted model, not a curated record
AUGUGGCAAGACACUACCAAUCAGUACAGCGCGUCGUCGUCACAUAACCCAUACUAUGGUCAAACCCCGCAACAAAGUGUACCCCUUCAAUUCUACGCGCCUGGACCAGACCAGGGGCAGUUCUACCCGGGAUCUCGUUCGAGUCUGGAGGGGAAUAUGGGAGGUGGGCAGGCACCAAUAGGGCAAGGAGGUGCUGCUCCAGCAUUUGGAGGGAAUAUUCAGCAACAACCGGGAGGGUGGUGGACCGCCUUCGGAACUGGUGGUUUUGAAGGAGAGCCACCAUUGCUGGAGGAGCUGGGGAUCAACUUCUCUCAUAUACGUGCCAAGUCUAUGACAGUUCUCAAUCCCUUACGACGUGUUGACGAGCGUAUAAUGGAUGACGCAGACCUCGCUGGUCCCCUUUUGUUCUUUUUCUGUUUUGGAGUCCUUCUGCUGCUGUCCGGGAAGCCUCAGUUUGGAUACAUAUAUGGCUUUGGAUUGCUCGGCUCCGUCUCAAUCUACACGCUACUAAACCUCAUGUCGGAAAAUGGCAUCGACGCAUACCGCGUAGUAUCUGUGCUAGGCUAUUGCUUAUUGCCAAUGGUUGGCGUCGGGGCGAUCAGCGUGGUUGUUACAUUAGAGUGCGUGAUCCAUUACUUUGCUCCCAGUCUUCAAUCGUCUCACCAGUACCUAUUUUGUUGUAGCGGCAUCCUUGGCUAUGUCCUGUCCUUGUUGUCCAUCAUAUGGUGCACGUUUGCUGCUUCCGGAAUAUUUGUAGCUGUGCUAAGGAUGUCGGACCAACGUCUUCUUGUCGCAUACCCAGUCGCACUUCUCUAUGGGUGCUUCGGUUUACUGAGUGUAUUUAAUGUUGGCGCAGGGAGCUCAGCCAGAUAGAUACUUGAAUCACACCCUCCAGCAUAAUAUUACCUCCUUGCCUUGGGAAACACAAUCUGAUGCCUAUUGCACGAUCGAGUCAAUAAGAGAAUUAGUCUUGGAGUACGGUAAAUCUACAUUAUGUCUCCACUAUGUCCCAAUUAUAAUGUCCCUGU